Messenger RNA from Galeopterus variegatus (Sunda flying lemur), 1278 nucleotides. Its product is annotated as afadin- and alpha-actinin-binding protein. The transcript is spliced from 7 exons. The record is from RefSeq and is a predicted model, not a curated record. NCBI's taxonomy places the organism in Eukaryota, Metazoa, Chordata, Mammalia, Dermoptera, Cynocephalidae. Bases 95 to 1063 code for a protein of 322 amino acids.
UUAAGGAGAUGCCUACAUAGAAAAGUGCCAGCGGCUGGACUAAAUGUUUCACUGCUGAACUAGUUCCUCAGGUAUCCUGGCUCUGGAGAUUGCUAUGGGAGAUUGGUUGACUGUUACAGAUCCGAAUCUGUCUUCAGAAAGCAAAAAUAUCUCUCAAUAUACCUCAGAAACAAAGAUGUCUCCAUCAAGUUUAUACUCACAGCAAGUGCUAUGUUCUUCAAUACCUUUAUCAAAAAAUGUGCACAGCUUUUUCAGUGCCUUCUGCACAGAAGAGAAUAUUGAACAAAGUAUUUCAUACCUUGAUCAGGAACUCACUACCUUCGGUUUUCCUUCAUUAUAUGAAGAAUCCAAAGGUAAAGAGACAAAGAGAGAAUUAAAUAUAGUUGCUGUUUUAAACUGUAUGAAUGAGCUACUUGUACUUCAGCGGAAGAACCUUAUAGCUCAGGAAAAUGUGGAAACACAGAAUCUGAAACUGGGAAGUGAUAUGGAUCAUCUACAGAACUGCUAUGCAAAACUUAAGGAACAGCUAGAAACUUCCAGGAGGGAAAUGAUUGGGCUUCAGGAAAGAGACAGGCAGUUACAGUGCAAGAAUAGAAAUUUACAUCAGCUACUGAAAAAUGAGAAAGAUGAGGUACAAAAAUUACAAAAUAUCAUUGCAAGUCGAGCUACUCAAUAUAAUCAUGAUAUGAAGAGAAAAGAACGUGAAUAUAAUAAACUAAAGGAACGUCUGCAUCAACUUGUUAUGAACAAGAAGGAUAAAAAAAUAGCUAUGGAUGUUUUAAAUUAUGUGGGGAGAGCUGAUGGAAAAAGAGGCUCCUGGAGGACUGGUAAAACUGAAGCCAGGAAUGAAGAUGAAAUGUAUAAAAUUCUCUUGAAUGAUUAUGAAUAUCGCCAGAAACAAAUCCUGAUAGAAAAUGCUGAACUUAAGAAGGUUCUUCAGCAGAUGAAAAAGGAGAUGAUUUCUCUUCUUUCUCCCCAAAAGAAGAAACCUAGAGAAAGAGUGGAUGAUAGUACAGGAACUGUAAGUGGCUCUUUCCUGUCUAAUACAGUCUUUGAUUGCUAAUUAGAACAAUUAAAAUACUAGAUAGGUGUUCUCAAGGGGGAAACUAUUAGUAUUUUGAACAGGAUACUCACUGCUGGCUACCCCAGCCACUGUGAUGACCAAAGAAGUGUCCCUAUGUGUUUCCAGACACACCCUGAGAAAUGAUGGAGAUGAUUUUUCUGGGGACUUAAUUCAUGGCAGCCACUAUGAUAAACACUUUAUAAGCAUCGUCUUAU